GUGCCAUCGAUCCCAACGACGCGCCAGAGUACCAAACGCCAUGGACUUGCAGCAUCAUCGGUGGUUCCGGCCCAUCUCCCUCGCCGCAGCCGUCGCCUUCGCCAGCGCCGGUACCGACGCCAAGCCCACCGAACCCUGCGCCAGGCUUGGCGUUCACUACAGGCACUGCCGGCACGGGAAAAGCCAGACUCUUUGAGUUCGUAAAUGCGUUGACCGACCAGCCAGUUUCGGGGUCCAUGGCCAGAGCAGUGCACUCUUCUGGUGGGGCCGCUGGAGGUGUGGUGAGUGAGAGCCAGGGGUAUGGGCUGCUUCUGACCGGUGCGAUCCUGGCCUCCCUGCAGCCGACUGAUGCCGACUACCAGCGAAUCACGACUCUCACCCACGAGAUGUUCUUGGGCUGGCGUCGCAUGUGCGAGCUUUCAGCAUCCAGCGGCAGCUGCCAAGAUGAUGAGGGCUUCCAGUGUGGAGGUUCUGCCCCAGACGGAGACGCAGAUGCGCUGGCCGGCAUGCUGCUGGCAGUAUUAGCUCUGGAAAAGGAGCCGUCGCCACCAAAUUGGUUGGACGAGGUUGGCCAGUGGGCAUAUGACACCUGCAAGCAGUUCUACAUGAGCUCCACUGUGGAAUCCAGCUCCGGCAACCAUCGCAUCGUCAAGCUGGGUGCCUGUUGGGGCGGUUGGGGUGGUCAGGGCCAAAACCCAAGCUACCACGCCCCGGGCGUGUAUAGGUUGUGCCGCAACUACAUGAAGUCGCAUGAUAUUCGCUACGGCACAUCAGCCAAUGAGGGCGACACGUGGGAAGUGGAGUGGAACAAGGUCAUCGCAACCACCUACAAGGUCUUCGGAGCCACCCAGUGUCCUUCCACGGGUCUUGUGCCCAACUGGGCCAAGGUCUUUGAAGAGGGCCAAAGCCUCCGAGCCACUACAGGGUUCUCUGGCAGCGGCACGCCGGGCGCGGAGUAUGGCGCAGAAGCAAGCCGUGCUGUUUGGCGCGUGGCGCUGGACUACUUGCUGUUCCCUUCUGAAGCCGGAGACGCCGCUGGCUUCUUGGACCCACUGGCAGCACAUCUCGAGACCAAGGAGACCAACGGGAACUGGGCUGCAUCCCUGAACGUUGACGGCGGAUGCCUAGUCGAUAGCAUCCACAGCGGCUGGUCAUCGAACAUGUUUAUGGCUGGACCUACCUUUACGUGCCUGGUGAGCCCCGCCAAUUCUGUGCAGGAGGAGCGGCAGCAAGAGCUCAUUGACGCAGCGGGACAACGCUUGGCUUCUAAGGCCAUCGACGACUACUAUUCGGGCAGUUGGGUUGCCAUCAGCACCAUCACGUUGAACGGAGAUCUCUCCAGAGCUGCA
Molecule: messenger RNA, 1349 nt
Organism: Symbiodinium pilosum
Lineage: Eukaryota; Dinophyceae; Suessiales; Symbiodiniaceae
Source: the annotation of a GenBank genome assembly